GGUUCACUUCCUGCAGUGUGUGUUUGUGUGUUGCUGCUUUAUUUUGUCGUGUUUUUACUGUCUUCUCUCUAAAUCACCGUGUUUUUACUCUGUAUCAUGGUUUAUAUUUAUAUUCCACUCUGCUGUCCAGUCUGACUGCUGUCUGCUGUGGUAUGGAUUUCCCCGCUGUGGAUGAUGACAUCUGUAUCCUGAAGCAUGAGACGGCGUACGGCCCGACCGAGAGCCCCGUGUCUGUGUGCGCCAGCGACGAGUCCGUGGCGUCUCACUUCGCCCUGGUCACGGCAUACGAGGACAUCAAGAAGAGAUUACGAGACACGGAGAAAGAGAACGCUCUGCUCAAAAGAAGAGUUAAACAGCUCGAGGACAAGCAUUUCCGGCCUGAAGCCCCUCCCUCAGAAGGACCGCAGUAUAUGAACAAAGCUUUCAGUGCUUACCGCGGUAUCUAUAUAGAGAAGGAAGAUUUACAGAUGGAGCUGAAUAAAGUGAAAAAAGAGAAAGUGGAGUUGAAGCGAGUUCUGACAGAGCAGCUACAAGCCAAAGAGCUCGAACUGUUGCAGCUAAAAUCAGAAAUGGAGACUAGUCAAGUGAUGAAAAGUCUGAACAACACUGCAGAUAACUGGCAUGUGCACAGAAGCAACAGUGAAAUUAAGAUUGUGUCACUGGAGGAGCAGAUCGAGAGAUUACAGUUAGAAAACGACACGCUGCACAAACUCUGCAGGACUGCUGGACACGAUGUCUCUGAAAACUGUGUAUUUCACGAUGAGCAAACGCAUGAUCUGUUGACAGACUCCAGGACGCUGGCUAUUGUACAGUCGUGUCAGGACGUGCUCAGUGAAGCGUCACGUUUGCGUUCAGCCAUUCGAUCACAGUCUGACCUGUUGAGGAAGUUACGAGAGAGACCCCUGCCUGCUCUCAGACGAGCUGCUUCAACUGUUCCAGUUCAGUGUCUGGAUGACAAGGAGCAGAACACGGAGCCGACGAGAGCGAUGAUGAUGAUGAUGCCGCGGCCACCCAGCGCACCUCCACUGCCCUCCAGUUCAGGGACUCACGCUCCGGACAGCCUGCAGGAGAACUGUUUGAAUGACCCUUGGUCCCUGCCACGUCCAGUGCCAUUGGGCAGCCCGGGCGGCCCGCUGACUUCUCCGCAGCGAAUGGGAUCACUAGAUGACAGCUCCUGGUCAUUCCCCGGCACCCCGAGACCGAGUGACGCUCUGUUCUGGGACACCUCAAAGUCAAAGAGCUCCACCGCUGAUUGGGCCCCUCCAUACUGAUCCACAGUCCCUGCUCCGCCACACGACACCUAACCUGCCUUAAACAGCGUCCCCUCUUUGGGCCCCAGGUCACGGAUGAUAACAUACCUCGAGCAAACUGACCUCUGACCCCCGGUCACGGUAAACAGAUGUCUCUCUCCGGGCCGAUGUAGAUAACUUGAGUGGGAAAGAGGUGGAUGUAUGUGUGUAUGUAUGAAUGGAUGAAUGUGUGUUUUCCUGCAUAAAUUCCACUCCGAGAGAGCUUUGUCUUCAACAUAUAUGUGUGAUUUCACUAUAGCCACCCCUUGUGAUCGCCUUCUAUAAGCUUCUGUUCAUCUCUUAGGUCGAGUGUUUCUGUGACAGACGGUUGUAGGUCAGGUAGGUUAUCUCGUCAGCGUCUCUCUGAUGUACUUGUACUGAUACCACAUCAAUCAAUUAUAUAAGUAACUUUAAUGGAUUAUGUCUUGUAUUAUGAAUGUAUAAAGGGGAAUUUCUGAAAUGUUAGUAGUCCAGAGUUUUGUUCAAAUCAAUGAGUCCUCUUACCGAAAGAUGAAAAUGUUCAAAUGGUGGUUUGCGUUUAUGCUUAUAACUACACGGCUGUUUAAGCCCUUGGAUUACAAUUUUUUUAAUCAUUGUUUUAGCAUUUAGAUUUAGUAAAUACAUUAGGUUGUCUUUAUCUGUGGGAGCAGGUAUUUUUUAAUCACUGGUCUAAUUAUUAUUAUUUUUUUUUACUUUUAAACAGGGUUUCCACAAUCAAGGUAAAUCUUGACAUUUUAAAAUAAAAAAUUCCAGGGUUGGUGAAGUCAUGGAAAUCAAUAAAAUCUGAAGUAAUUAAAAUUUAUUUUGUGAAUAUAUAUAUAUAUAUAUAUAUAUAUAUAUACACACACACACACACACUGAUCAGCCACAACAUUAAAACCACCUGCCUGAUAUUGUGUAGGUCCCCCUCGUGCCGCCAACCCACAUCUCAGAAUAGCAAUCUGACACGCUAUUCUUCUCAGCACAAUUGUACAGAGUGGUUAUCUGAGUUACUGUAGACUUUAUUAGUUCAAACCAGUCUGGCCAUUCUCUGUUGACCUCUCUCAUCAACAAGGUGUUUCCAUCCGCAGAACUGCCGCUCACUGGAUGUUUUUUGUUUUUGGCACCAUUCUGAGUAAAUUCUAGAGACUGUUGUGUGUGAAAAUCCCAGAAAUACUCAAACCCGCCCAUCUGGCAUCAACAAUCAUCCAUGUGAUUAUCUGAUCAGCCAAUCGUGUGGCAGCUGUGCAGUGCAUCAAAUCAUGCAGAUAAGGGUCAGGAGCUUCAGUUAAUGUUCACAUCAACCAUCAGAAUGGGGAAAAAAGUGUGGUCUCCGUGAUUUAGACCGUGGCAUGAUUGUUUUGGCGGCACGAGGGGGGCCUACACAAUAUUAGGCAGGUGGUUUUAAUGUUGUGGCUGAUUGGUGUGUGUAUAUUUAUAUAUGUAUAUAUUUACACAUUUUAAUAUGUGUUUGUGUCUGUGUGUGUUGAUAAUUUAUAUAAUUUUCACUAAAGAAGUUUCCAUGUAGAUGUUUGUAUAAAAGUAAUUCUCAGAUGUGAGUGCAAUCUCUAUAUAGUGUUAAGGAAAUAAAACAAAAAACAAUCCUUUAAAAAAAAAAAAUGAAGUCAAAAAGAUAAUGUGGGAACCCUGUUUGAAAUCAGCACGUAACUCAACUCAUUUCCGUUAACUUGUUUCGUACAGACCAUCAAAGAUGUUUUCAAAGAAAAUAUGACCAAAAUUGAGACCUGAUUGAAAUAUUAAGAUAUGUUUGCCACAAACAUGUCAGACACUAAUAAUUAUGUGCAGAGGAUGUGCAGUAUGUCUGAAUAUGUUAAUGAAGGAUCACCUGAGCACAGAUCACAAGUCAAAUGUUUUGUGUUUGUAUCAACAUUGUCUUGUUUAUACAGACAUAAGAACAAAAUCCAUUAAAAUCUCUAUAUUACGAAUUAUUAAUCAAGAGACAGGCUAGGCAGUGUAAUAAGGCAUAUUUGUGGAAACAAAAGGUAAUCUUUAGUGUCACUUGUAAUGCAUUUGACAAGCUUCACAGACACUUUUGACUUGACCUGAUGUCUUGAAUUUAGAUUUUACAUGAGACAUGUUCAGUUUAACUGCAACAGAUAUGUGAACCAAAAUGCAAUGUACAGUGGAUUAUUUUAUAGGAUUAUCACUCCUGAAAGCUGUUUGUAAAUAUGCAAUAAAUUAAUUCAUGUGAACA
This is a messenger RNA of Myxocyprinus asiaticus (Chinese sucker), 3483 nucleotides long. RefSeq names its product 5-azacytidine-induced protein 2-like. Gene Ontology annotation, biological process: canonical NF-kappaB signal transduction. Gene Ontology annotation, cellular component: cytoplasm. The coding region runs from base 153 to 1271 and encodes 372 amino acids. The transcript has 8 exons. NCBI's taxonomy places the organism in Eukaryota, Metazoa, Chordata, Actinopteri, Cypriniformes, Catostomidae. The record is from RefSeq and is a predicted model, not a curated record.